Molecule: messenger RNA, 1708 nt
Organism: Gadus morhua (Atlantic cod)
Lineage: Eukaryota; Metazoa; Chordata; Actinopteri; Gadiformes; Gadidae
Gene: btbd17a
Product: BTB (POZ) domain containing 17a
Exons: 3
Coding region: 90-1622 (510 amino acids)
Molecular function (GO): protein binding
Source: RefSeq, a predicted model, not a curated record
CCUGCCCUGCAGAGGCUGCAGAACAUCCAGCCGGGGGGAAACACACCCCUGAGAUAACCCGACAGAGACGGGACGGAGAGGAGGCGGAUAUGAAGCGGGAAGAACCCAACUGCUCCACAACAAGGAUGAGAGGCCACGACGUCGGGAUCGGGGUCCUGGUACCCACGCUGCUGCUGGCCGUCUGCCUCCACGCCGGGACCCUCAGAGCAGCCGAGGGAGCCCAGGACGGAGGAGGCGGAGUUGGGGCUGGAGGUGUUAGCAGCGUUGGAGGUGGAGGUGGUGGAGGAGGAGGAGGUGGAGGCUCAGACACCAUCGGCCACUCUCUGGCGCUGGUGCAGCGGCUGGAGGCCCUGCUGGCCCAGGGCAACGGCAGCGACGUGACGCUGCGCGUGGAGACGGCCAGCGCCGACGGGGUGAGGCUGAUCCAGGCCCACGCCCUGGUGCUCUCCCUGCAGAGCUCCGUGUUCGAGGAGCUGCUGGCCGCCCGCAACGGCAGCACCCUGCUGCUCACCGAGGGGGCCGACUGCGCCGGGGUCUUCGACAAGUUCAUCAAGUACCUCUACUGCGGGGAGGUCUCCCUGCGCCUGGACCAGGCCACCCCGCUGCACAAGCUGGCCACCAAGUACCAGGUGGUCGACCUGCAGGCCGCCGUGGCCCGCUACAUGAGCGAGAACCUGGCGCGCGACUCUCCGUCGGGCCACGUGGUGGGCUGGUACGAGUACGCCCAGCAGGCCGGCCAGGCCACGCUGCGGGACAGCUGCCUGCAGUUCCUGGCGUGGAACCUGUCGGCGGCGGUGCAGAGCGCCGAGUGGAGCUCCAUCAGCAGCCGGCUCCUCAUGUCCCUGCUGCGGCGCUCUGACCUGGUGCUGCACAGCGAGAUGGAGCUGUUCGCCGCGCUGGAGGCCUGGAUCCUCCGCAACGACCCCGACGGGCUGACGGCGGAGAACGCCCUGCGCGCCGUGCGCUACGCCAUGAUGCCGCCGCGGGACCUCUUCCGCCUGCAGACGCAGUCGCCCGCGCUGGCCCGCUACCAGGAGUCGGUGCGGGACCUGCUGUACAUGUCCUACCAGUUCCACUCCGCCUCGCCGCUGCAGAUGGCCAAGUUCUUUGACGUCAACUGCAGCCUGUUCACGCCCAGGAACUACCUGUCGCCGCUGUGGGGCGCGGCCUGGGCCAUCGGCAGCCCCUCGCGCGACGACCGCAGCACCAGCUUCCAGACGCAGCUGGGCCCCAGCGGCCACGACGCCAGCAAGAGGGUGACCUGGAACGCCCUGUUCUCCCCCCGCUGGCUGCCCCUCAGCCUGAGGCCGCUCUACACCGAGACGGGCGCCAUGCAGCCCGCCAGGGUGGACGGCGGCCGGCCGCGUGUCAUCAUCACCCCCGCCACCUCCAGCGCCGACUUCGCCGGGGUGAACUUCCAGAAGACGUUGCUGGUGCUGGCGCAGCGGCACGGCCGCGUGAUGGUGAAGCACGUCUACGACUUCCACCAGAGCACCGAGGAGAGCGGAGACUUCCUGGCGGAGGCCGACCUGACCCGGCGCUCCUCCGAGUACCUGGUGGACGGCGCCCUCUACCUGCACGUGGUGGUGAAGCCGCUGUACCAGACACUCAGCAAGAACUGAGACACACACACACACAGGCACACACUGUCAUACACACACACACAGGCACACACACAGACACACACUGUCAUACACACACACACAGG